Racocetra fulgida is the source of this 804-nucleotide messenger RNA. The record is from the annotation of a GenBank genome assembly. NCBI's taxonomy places the organism in Eukaryota, Fungi, Glomeromycota, Glomeromycetes, Diversisporales, Gigasporaceae.
UUGAGAGUGUAGGUGAUGGUAUUUCUGAAAACUGGUUAGGGAAACGCGUUUACGGAGUUACAAGGUUUGGCAGUUACGCGACUUAUAUUAAUGUGCCAAUAGUCUACGUUAAAGAAACACCGAAGGAUUGGACUGAUCAGCAGGCUUGUGCCUAUCCGGAUCAAAUGGUUAAUGAUGUAAUGAUGUAUUUAUUAAUUGUGAUUCAGGUCCAAACGUUAACUGCUUACUAUGCACUCGAAGAACUUGGACGACUUAAACCAAAUAAUAGUGUUUUAGUUCACUCAGCUGCAGGAGGAUGUGGUUUAGCAGCCCUUUCCAUUCUUAGCAAGAAAUCGGCAAAAGUUGUGGGUACAGUUGGUACAUUAUCAAAACUAGAUUUUUUAAAUCAAAAAUAUGGAGAAAAUCCAAAAUUCACGUUUAUUCUUCGGGAGCCGGCUAAAGAUUUUGAAAGUCGAGCAAAGCAAGCUUUGUUAAAGAUGGAUCAAGAAGAUUUAUUUGACAUAGUGUUAGAUAGUGUAAUGGGGAAUUGGUUUUGGCCAAAUUAUAAUUUAUUGGAAAAAGAGGGUAAAUUAGUUCUUUAUGGAUCAGCAAGUUUUACACCAACAGGAAAUUUACAUCCUAUAUGGAAUAUAAUUCAGUGGAUAAAAUUGGGAUGGAAAUACAUUUGGAGGCCAACAAUUGAUCCUAUGAAAAUUGUUCAAGAUAAUAAAUCUGUAAAAUUGGAACCACCGUCAAAUAUAUACGAAUUUAGAUUCGAUCAAGCUGUAGAAGCAUUAACAUAUUUAAAAUCAGGAAAAAGUAUCG